ACAAGCACAUAUCUGACCUGGAGAACUGCCUUUCCUCUGUGAAGAUUACCGACUUCAGGGGCUAUGAGUUCCAUGGCCUGAAGGAUAAGACCUGGAAUGAAGUCAUGGAAACACAUCAAAAACCUCCCACUGAUCAAUCAGACUUGAGGAAGCAGCAAGAAGCCAUGUGGGAACUUUUCACGAGUGAAUGCACUUAUUUCUUGGACCAUUUGUUAGUUCUUAAAAUGAUCUUUAUGAACACACUGAAAUAUCUACAAACUCAUGAGUACCUUCUGGAUGUGGAUUUAUGGAGACUUUUUGCAAACCUGGAGGAAUUAAGUCAGACAAGCUUUGGUUUUGUGAACAGUCUUUUCAGCCUCAUCAAGGACUACGUUGACACUUCUGAGACUGAGCCACCAAUGGACUUUAUUUCCGUGCUCACAAAGUAUUUCCGAGGAAGUCUCUGUCAUAGCCACCAGACCUACUGCCUCAAUUACACUGCAGCUGUCUUUUAUCUUGAGAGGCUGAAGCAGAGAGAAGACUUUGGAAUAUAUUUAAAAUGGUGUGAACAGAACGAACAAUGCAGAAGACUUCAUCUGUCUGAGCUGCUAGUGGCCCCACUCCACAGGCUGACCCGAUACCCCUUGUUGUUGAAGAAUAUCUGGAAAAGAAGUAUAGACUCGACAGAGAAAAUCAUGAUCUAUACCAUCAAGGAGAAGGUGGAAAAAUCAAUCCGGGAUCUUGAAGGAAAAGUGAAGUGGCUUGAUAAUUUCCAAAAACUAAGACAUCUACAGGAGAUUAUAGUGUGGCCUCCGCUUUGGGAUAGAGAUAAAAGGUUUUUCAUUCCAGAGUGCCUGAAACAUAUUUUUAAAGAACAUAUGGCAGAAAACAUCUUAUCACCAACAAACAGACAUCUUGUCUAUGAGGGGAAAUUAACUCUUGCAGAAAGCACAAGAGUCCUAGAUGUUUAUCUGUUUCUAUUUGAUGAUUUCCUCUUAGUUACAAAAACUAAGCGCAACAAAAAGAAACUUGGAGGGUCAGACCCUGGCUUAAUGUGUCCUUCACUUACUCCUGAACUACAAACAGUAAUAAAAGAGGGUGGUUCCUGUACAGUACUCGAUCAGCCUAUCCCACUAGAUAGACUGGUAGUCAAAAAUAUCGAUCCUCUCCAUGUGUCAGGUUUUGGACUGAGAAAUGCUUUUCUUAUACAACAUGAAAACAGAUAUCGACAGUGUAUAGCAGCAUUCUUAUUACUAGCCCAAACAGAAAACAUCAAAAAAACAUGGAUGGCACAAAUAUCAGCAGCAAUCUCUUGCCUUAUGAAGAGUCAGGAAACCAAGAAAAUAUCUCUAUUCACAUUGUCUACAGAAUCCUCUGAAAUUUAG
This is a messenger RNA of Chrysochloris asiatica (Cape golden mole), 1364 nucleotides long. RefSeq names its product pleckstrin homology domain containing, family G (with RhoGef domain) member 7 (gene PLEKHG7). Gene Ontology annotation, molecular function: guanyl-nucleotide exchange factor activity. Gene Ontology annotation, biological process: Rho protein signal transduction. Bases 105 to 1364 code for a protein of 419 amino acids. The transcript is spliced from 12 exons. NCBI's taxonomy places the organism in Eukaryota, Metazoa, Chordata, Mammalia, Afrosoricida, Chrysochloridae. The record is from RefSeq and is a predicted model, not a curated record.